Toxorhynchites rutilus septentrionalis is the source of this 1248-nucleotide messenger RNA. RefSeq lists its product as uncharacterized. Bases 1 to 1215 code for a protein of 404 amino acids. Lineage: Eukaryota; Metazoa; Arthropoda; Insecta; Diptera; Culicidae. Gene Ontology annotation, molecular function: structural constituent of chitin-based larval cuticle. Gene Ontology annotation, cellular component: chitin-based extracellular matrix. The record is from RefSeq and is a predicted model, not a curated record. The transcript has a single exon.
AUGUUGAGUCUAACAGUGACAUUUACGUGGUUCUUCCAGGUUUUGGGAUCUGUGCUGCUGCUUGCGUCGGCCUGUUCCGGUUCGUAUCUGGGUUAUGACGUAUCUUCCCAGUAUCAAGCUCAGGAUGGCGUCGGUGGAUAUUCGUAUGGUUAUGCGGACCCAAACUCCCAGAAACAUGAGUCGAAAGAUGCUCACGGAGUGACUCAUGGAGAGUAUUCGUACAUCGAUGCACAUGGACACGUGCAGAAGGUGCAAUACACUGCCGAUCCUAAACACGGUUUUCAAGUAGUUGGAACGAACCUUCCCAAGGGUCCUGCUCCUGCAGCUCAUGCCGUUGCGCCGAGUCACUAUGCUGCUGCCCGAUCCUAUUCGUAUCCGGUAGUUCUUGGGCAUGAUGGUGCUCCUCUGGAAACUCCUGAGGUCAAGGCAGCUAAGGCGGCUCACUUCGCGGCCCACGCUCAAGCUAAGGCAGGACUUUACAAGCGUUCUGCUUACGCCCCAACAGCUCACUGGGACCAUUAUACUCCUGAGCAGAAGAAGUGGCACGGACCUCAACACUACCCAGUAAUUGUGAAAGGCGUUCCAGUUGAGACUCCAGAAGUUCAACAUGCCAAGGCAGCUCAUGCUGCUGCUUACGCUAAGGUUGCGAAAAAUGACAAGUACGCACCAAUUCACGAGCCAACCCAUCAUCAUGCCAAGAGCUACUACGCGUCUGAGCACGUCCCAGUGAUCAAGAACGGAGUUCCAGUCGAAACGCCAGAGGUUCGACACGCCAAGGCCGCUCAUGCUGCUGCCCAUGCUAAGGCUGCCACUUACGGUGGUCACUACGCACCUCAUUGGGAUCAUCAUGCUCCAGAGCCGAAGGCUUGGCAUGGACCUCUGCACUACCCGGUUAUUGUGAAGGGCGUUCCAGUCGAGACACCAGAAGUUCAACAUGCCAAAGCCGCUCAUGUCGCUGCCUACGCUAAGGUUGCAAACUCCGGCCGAUACACCCCGAUUCAUGAGGAUCAGUAUGCUAGAAGCUACGGAUCGUGGCACACUUCCCAAUACGUUCCCGUUGUGAUCAAGAAUGGAGUUCCCGUUGAAACACCGGAGGUUCAGCAUGCUAAGACUGUUUUCCUGAAGGCCCAUGCCACCGCAAGCGCCCAAUCGAGAUCCUACGGACACGAGGAUGAUGGUUCCUACAAACCUCACGCGUAUCAUCACUCUUAUUAGAGUUUCUCCGGAGGUUUUUUUUUUCCAUGAACA